AUGUCUGAUAUAAGCAAGAUAGGUAUUACCUUGUCUGAGUCAUCAGACUGGUAUCUCUGGAUUGGUCAAAUUAAGUCUUAUGCUAUUGCAAAAGGCGUAUGGGACUAUAUUGACCCCGAUAAUCCAAUAAAGAGGGAUAUUCCUUCUUAUCCUAUUCGUCCUAGGGUUACUGAUAUUAACCCUAAAGCCCUUACCGAUGAAGACCUAACUACCUCUGAGCGAGAAAGGUGGAGAGACAGACGAAGAGACUAUGAGCUUGACCUUCGCGAAUAUGACCGUAUUUCGGGUGCUAUCUCUCAGAUCUACCUUAUCGUCCAAUCAUCGAUCUCCUAUUCAAGCAAGCUUAUCAUUCAGCACCUACCGACGGUCUAUGAAGCCUUACAAACCCUUCAAAAGCGCUAUACACCAACCACUGAAGCCCGAAAGCGGUCGGUCAUCAAGAAAUACCACCAAAUGCGCCGAAUCCCGCAUUCUUUGACCAUAGAUGCAUGGAUUUCGCAAUGCGAAAACACCUACGUAGAGGCUGUCCAAUUAGGCAUUGGUGAAGUCCAAUCAAAGACUAGACCACUUUUGGACUUCCUAGAUGGCCUAGCCUCUAUGUCUCCCUCCUUCGCCGAAUACUGGCAUAAUGAGAUCAACCGGCUUGAAUCUAUAGGCCAGAUAGACUCUAUAGACUUCUUUACCUUGACAAAGAGGUAUAGGGAUUCUAUUAGGCUUAUACCGCCCAAACGAGCCUCUAAUGUCCAUGCGACUUUUCGAGAACAUUCAGAUAAGGACCAAGGCAAGAAGACCACCAAACUCUGCCUAUACCGCUUUGAAGAGGCUUGCACCCAUUCAGGCUUUAAAUAUGCAUAUAAUAAGGCUAUCCAGAAGCAUCAGCAUCAGCAGGAUCAGUCCGACACCCACGUGGGUAUGGUGACCUGCCUAGCUUCUAGGCAUACACGGCCUAAUGUGUGGGCAUAUGACUCGGCCGCAGACACCCACGUUUGCAAUGAUCGCUCCCAAUUCGUGACUUUUUCGCCCUUUAAAGGCAGCCUCUUCGUCGGUGAUACUAAGACCUCAAUCCAAGGUAGAGGUCUAGUCUAUCUAUCCUUUGGUAACACCACUUUUGACCUCCAUGAAACCCUUUAUGUUCCAGGUUUCCAUAUGAACAUUCUCUCUGCGCAGAGGGCGAAGAAAGGGGGUGUUUACCAUAAUCAGAGGCUCAAUAGGCUUGAAAAAGAAGACGGGACCCCUAUUUGCAAGACUUCGGAUGAUACAGGCAUUACCCUCAUUUUAGGGUAUCAGGACAAGCCUAUGCAUAAGGAACAGAUCUCCCUUGCAACCCUUUCACUUUCCCCUCAAGAUAAUGUCUUAGAGCCUAUAGACAAGCAUAUGGACGAGCCUAGGAAAGACAAUCCUAUAGCUCUAGCAUCAAUCCAUAACCCAAUGGCUUUGCGACCUCUAUCGGAUAAGACAGACCAAUCAUCCGAUAAUGACACUAACAAGUGUGAAAACGAGGAUAAAGACCAUAAAUACGAUAUCCUCGGCGACCUACCGCCUUCCCCAGACGAGUCAGAAGAAGAAGAAGAAGAAGAAGAAGAAGCGAGGCAAAACCAAUGCGGAAGUGAGGAUAACCUUACUCUAAACGGGACCGAAAACGCACCUUAUUCGGGUGAUUUUAGAGUAAAUGACCCUUCACUUUAUCCUUACCCAGAAGUCGAAAACGCCUCACUUCCUUCCGAACCUUCUUUACCGACCCGAAUCACUCUUCCUUCCGAUAACCUCGCCUAUGGUGGAAACGCUUUCCCAUGA
Penicillium maclennaniae is the source of this 1794-nucleotide messenger RNA. RefSeq lists its product as uncharacterized. The record is from RefSeq and is a predicted model, not a curated record. Lineage: Eukaryota; Fungi; Ascomycota; Eurotiomycetes; Eurotiales; Aspergillaceae. Bases 1 to 1794 code for a protein of 597 amino acids. The transcript has 3 exons.